Molecule: messenger RNA, 895 nt
Organism: Morus notabilis
Lineage: Eukaryota; Viridiplantae; Streptophyta; Magnoliopsida; Rosales; Moraceae
Product: SKP1-like protein 1B
Exons: 2
Coding region: 150-623 (157 amino acids)
Biological process (GO): SCF-dependent proteasomal ubiquitin-dependent protein catabolic process
Cellular component (GO): cytoplasm; nucleus
Molecular function (GO): cullin family protein binding
Source: RefSeq, a predicted model, not a curated record
AAAAGGUUUAGGUACCCCAUUACGGCAUUACCCCUUAGAUUGCUCUAUCGGUCGCUCCAUCUCUCUCUCUCCUCAUUUCUCAACCCCUAUCCCCCUUCUUCCUUCUCUCUCUACUCGUCGCAGUGGUAUCAGAAGAGAUUGAAGGAGAGAUGUCGUCAGGCAGAAAGAUUACGCUGAAGAGCUCCGAUGGCGAGACUUUCGAGGUCGAUGAGGCGGUGGCUCUUGAAUCUCAGACGAUCAAGCACAUGAUCGAGGACGACUGCGCCGACAACGGGAUUCCUCUUCCUAACGUGACGAGCAAGAUCCUGUCCAAGGUCAUCGAGUACUGCAAGAAGCACGUCGAGGCUCCCAAGUCCGACGACCGCGCCUCCUCCGCCGACGACGAUCUCAAGGCCUGGGACGCUGACUUCGUCAAGGUCGAUCAAGCCACCCUUUUCGAUCUCAUCCUGGCUGCAAACUAUUUGAAUAUCAAGAGCUUGCUGGACCUGACUUGCCAGACGGUGGCGGACAUGAUAAAGGGCAAAACUCCUGAGGAGAUCCGCAAGACAUUCAACAUCAAGAAUGACUUUACACCAGAGGAGGAGGAGGAGGUUCGCAGGGAAAACCAAUGGGCUUUUGAGUGAAAUAUUUCCUAUCCUCUUUUACAUAGACAAAUCUGUUUUUGUGCUUAAUUGUUUUUGUGCCUUUUCUUUUAUGUUUGAGGUCGCGGGAUGAUGUCUGUAUUCCGGUAUGGGAAGCCUCUUUAUUCAGUUGAAGAUCUUGGUACUCUUCUGUGUUAAUCAAGUUACCAAAGAUCUCUUCUUCCUCCAGUCUUCUCUAAUGUAGGAACAUAUGAUGUUAUCUGGAUCUCAUUACUUAUGUUAAUGUGGUAAAUGGUGUUCUUUAUUAAUUGCUA